CAUUUUUGUUGACAUUAAAAAAAACUUAUCGUUUCGUCAGUGCUUGUGUGUGAUUGUGGUCGCAAUUUUAAUUUCAGCAGUGAUAAAAAUAUACAUAUUCGUUCAUUUAAUAAAUCUUGUGUCUGUGUGUUGUGCUCGAAGUGCAGUUCACCCUGACACCGUAAGGUAAAUCAGUAAAAACGGCUACCGAUAAGCUGAACAGUUCGGAUCAACCAAACUACAACACGAUGUAUCAAAAUCAAGGCGGCUACCCUCAAGGUGGGUAUCCCCCGCCCGGCGGUUAUCCCGCUCAGGGCGGGUACCCGGCUCAAGGCGGGUACCCAGCUCAAGGCGGGUACCCGGCUCAAGGCGGGUACCCGGCACCAGGUGGAUACCCGGCACCAGGCGGGUACGCUCCACCACCGCAGCCUGGGUUCCAACCGGCAGGGUAUGGUGGCGCUGGAUAUGGCGAGGUGAGCAUAAUUAAUAUUAUUGGUAACUUAAUUUUUAAAACAGUAGCAAUAAGGUUCUGGAAUGGAGACCACGUACCGGCAAUCGCAGAGUGGGUCGUCCACCUCGUCCAACAAGGUGGAUAGUUUAUAAAACACAGA
Messenger RNA from Ostrinia furnacalis (Asian corn borer), 590 nucleotides. RefSeq names its product annexin A7-like. NCBI's taxonomy places the organism in Eukaryota, Metazoa, Arthropoda, Insecta, Lepidoptera, Crambidae. The transcript has 3 exons. Bases 228 to 575 code for a protein of 115 amino acids. The record is from RefSeq and is a predicted model, not a curated record.